UAGUGGGCAAGGGUCGGUUCAUGAAUAUAAUCCCAAUCAAGGAUUAAUUGUAUAUCCAUCUCUGUUUUCUUUACAAUACAUGAUUUCCUGUCCGGAAUAUGCCAAGGUCACCAACCCCUAUCUCUCUCUCCUGCCCAUCUUGCCCCAUCAUCUCUGUUUCCAACUGCCCGUAGCUGAUCACUUUCCCUCUUUCUCGAGCACUCGCCCUCUCUCUCUCUCUCUCUCUCUCUAGGCCUUUAAGCCUUUUGACUAAAAUUUCACAAACUGCUGGCUCUCAUUUGUAAGCCUUUUGUGUUUGAUUGGUUCUCGUCAAUUCAGAUUGAGAUAUUUUGAGAUGGGUUCUCUCUGCUAUCACUAAAUUUUUGAUCUUUUGACUAAAUUUUCAACUGGAUCUCGGUGGCUUUAAUUUCAGUUUGUUUGGGGUUUUGAUGGGCGUGGAGUUAAUAUGAAGGUUUUCUGAAAUGGGUUCUCUUUGUUAUGAAUAAAGUUUGAGCUUUUAUUAAUAGUUUUGAGAGAAGAAGAUGGGUUUGGGUCCUGAUUCUAUGAAGGAGGAGAAAUGGGUUGUGGAUAAAUCAAAGGGGGAGAAGAAGUCGAAAAAAAAUGAGGCAGCUGGAGACGAAGAGACUGGGUGUUGGGUCAAAUUGAGGAUCCUGGGAAGCUGCAUGUCUUCAAGAUCAAAAGUUGAUAGUUCCAUGAGUGGUAUUUGUACCCCAUAUGUAGAGAACAAACCUACAAACGAGAAAAGCAGAGGUCCGCCAGUUGUUCCAAAUAUGUCCUCUACAACCACCAGUAAUGCCGAAAGUGCGUCAUCAACACCAAAGUUCAGUGAGGAACUGAAGAUAGCUUCUCAACUUCGGAAGUUUACAUUUAAUGAGCUAAAAUUAGCAACUAGGAACUUCAGACCCGAGAGUCUUCUUGGUGAGGGUGGUUUUGGUUGUGUUUUCAAAGGUUGGAUAGAAGAGAAUGGAACCGCUCCUGUGAAACCAGGAACUGGGCUUACUGUUGCUGUUAAAACCCUCAACCAUGAUGGACUUCAGGGCCAUAAAGAGUGGCUGGCUGAAGUUAAUUUCCUUGGCAACCUUCUCCAUCCCAAUUUGGUUAAAUUAAUUGGUUAUUGCAUUGAAGAUGAUCAUAGGCUGCUGGCAUACGAGUUUAUGCCACGAGGAAGUUUGGAGAACCAUCUCUUUAGAAAAGGGUCCUUGCCUCUUCCAUGGGCAAUCAGGAUGAAAAUUGCACUUGGCGCAGCGAAGGGUCUUGCAUUUCUUCAUGAAGAGGCUGAAAGGACAGUAAUAUACCGUGACUUUAAGACAUCUAAUAUUUUAUUAGACGCGGAUUAUAAUGCCAAACUUUCUGAUUUUGGACUUGCUAAAGAUGGUCCUGAGGGAGAUAAAACUCACGUAUCUACUCGGGUUAUGGGAACUUAUGGCUAUGCUGCCCCUGAAUAUGUAAUGACCGGACAUUUGACGUCCAAGAGUGAUGUCUAUAGCUUUGGAGUAGUUCUACUGGAAAUGAUGACGGGUCGUCGAUCUAUGGACAAAAACCGGCCAAAUGGGGAGCACAACCUUGUCGAAUGGGCGAGGCCGCAUCUUGGAGACAGGAGAAGUUUCUAUAGGUUAUUAGACCCUCGUCUUGAAGGUCAUUUCUCCAUUAAAGGUGCUCAGAAAGCAGCCCAGCUUGCUAUACAAUGUCUUAGCCGUGACCCCAAAACCAGACCUCGGAUGAGUGAAGUUGUUGACACCCUGAAACCUUUGCCAAACCUCAAGGAUAUGGCCAGCUCUUCGCGUUACUUCCAAACCAUUCAAGUAGAUCGUUCCAAGAUGAACACGAAUGCUAAAGGUGGCAGUAAACCUCAGGGCGGAUUCAUAACAAGGAAUGGACAACCAGUUCGGAGCUUAUCCAGUCUUAAUGUUCCUCAUGCCUCUCCUUACCGACAAUCUCGUCAGUCGCCAAGGCCUGAUGUGAAAGAGUCAUAACAGGCAGCUUGUACAUUUGUAUCAUGUGUCAUGACUUCUAACUCUGCUUCAGCUUGUCCAGAUUAAGUUACUGAAUAUAGCACAAUGGUGGUUCUUUGUCUUCUGUCCAAACAAACAUUGAUCUUUGGCUGUACUCUAUCGCCCUCUUAUCAUUAAAAGUUGCUAAUCUACACAAGUCUGCAUGCAAUUACUUUGUACUGCAUUUUCUUUUCGAAACAAUCAAGUCCUACGGAAGACCAUAAAGACACUCUUGGAAA
Messenger RNA from Tripterygium wilfordii, 2230 nucleotides. Its product is annotated as probable serine/threonine-protein kinase PIX7. Gene Ontology annotation, biological process: protein phosphorylation. Gene Ontology annotation, molecular function: ATP binding; protein kinase activity. The record is from RefSeq and is a predicted model, not a curated record. The transcript has 6 exons. NCBI's taxonomy places the organism in Eukaryota, Viridiplantae, Streptophyta, Magnoliopsida, Celastrales, Celastraceae. The coding region runs from base 522 to 1973 and encodes 483 amino acids.